Molecule: messenger RNA, 1558 nt
Organism: Myzus persicae (green peach aphid)
Lineage: Eukaryota; Metazoa; Arthropoda; Insecta; Hemiptera; Aphididae
Product: alpha-tubulin N-acetyltransferase 1-like
Exons: 9
Coding region: 341-1186 (281 amino acids)
Biological process (GO): alpha-tubulin acetylation
Cellular component (GO): microtubule
Molecular function (GO): tubulin N-acetyltransferase activity
Source: RefSeq, a predicted model, not a curated record
UGCAGCAGCUGCUGCCUUGACACAGACACUGGUACCUACCUAAAACUAAACCGAAUCGUUCACGGUCGAUUUUAUUUAUCAGCCACUUCGUCAGCCUGCCCGACCGCCUACUGUGGUCUGUGGCAGUGCGGCACUUUAUUUCCAAGGUUCGCCGUUGACGGUUGCUCUCCUUAUUUGUCAUUUCCCCUUUUUGUGUUAACUGUUACCUGAUUCGAUUCACGCCUCCGCAAACGAUAUCAUUGUCAAUAGGUGUACUUGGUUACCGACAAUAAUCGUUCUAGUAUUCCGGUAACGCCGUCUCUCCUUCCGCUGAGUAAUAAAAUAGUCGUCGUUUUGAGUCAUGGAGUUCCAGUUUAGCAUUAAGAAUGUGGCCACCGAAGAGGUGAUGAAGAUAGACAAUACGCUGACUCCCAUUGGGCACGAGCAAAAUGAAGAGUUGAAAAGCAAAAUGAAAUUGAUCAUUGAUGAAAUGGGAAAAGCUUCGGCUAUUGCUCAAGAAUUGAAGAUGCCCAUCACCAGCGGUGACAAGCUAGCCAAUUCUGAUCACAUUCUCUACAUGAUGACAGAACACGAUAAACCUGAGCAUUUUAGCGUUGUUGGGAUUUUGAAGAUGGGAUGGAAAAAAUUAUACCUCUAUAACAAAGAAGGCUCUCGGUCAGAAGCAAUGGUCUACUGUUUGUUAGAUUUCUACAUACAUGAGUCCAAACAGCGUAAAGGUUACGGAAAACGUUUGAUCGAAUGCAUGUUACAGGAUAUAAAUUUAGAAGCCAAACAUUUGGCUAUUGACAAGCCAACUAAAAAAUUAUUGCAGUUUAUGUGGAAGCAUUAUCAACUAUCCAAAUUGGUUAACCAAGGAAACAAUUUUGUAAUAUAUGAGGAAUUUUUUGAUGAUGCACUUGAUGAUAAGAAUCAUGACAAUAGUGGACAUAGAGCAGUAGCAUAUAAGCGGCAGCCAAUGUUUGGACGGCAUGGAGCUCAUAAACAUCAUGAUACAAUGGGCGAGAUAGUUCAAGGUGAUGGUGAUGCUGCGUCUGUGAAGUUUAAGUACAACCACGAUACAGAGUUUGUGGAUAGCCAGUUCAAAGAAACGAAUCCACAUCCUGAAAAUAGUAAUGUAUUCAAAACUGACCAGGAUGGAAACUCUGUGAAGCGAGAUCUUAAAUUUCAUCACAACUCUCUGUGGUAACCAAAAGUAUCAGUGUAACCAAAUAAUUGUGCUGUAUUCCAAUCUUCAUCCACGAGUUCAAUCUUAUAGAUAUUUUUGUUUUAUUCUAUGUGGAACAGCUUAACCAAAAUGCAACUUUCAAAUAGCACUCUUAUAUUAUGUACUUUACUUAAAUAAUAACCAUCUAAAUUUUUUGUGACAAAUUAUUUAUUUUUUUAUGUAGUCUAUUCAACGCUAACAAGAUGCUUCUAACUUUUUUGUGAGUUCUACAUUUUAACAAGGCUGAUAAUAUUGUUUAAUUUUACUUUUUUUAUAUUGAGCUUUUGUACAUGUUUACAGACAAUGGCUCCAAAUAGCAUUCUAAUAAAUAUAUUUAGUUUUUAAUUCAAAUGA